AUGAGAAGACCUAAUGACCGCAGGAGAAUUGAAAUUGCAAGGGAUCAAAAUCAAACCAACUUACAAGUAACAUUCUCAAUUGUGGAUAGAUUUCUCGGGGAGAAUCCUACACUUGACAUUGAUGAUCCUAACCCCAUCAUUGCAGCUCAUCAAAAUGCCAAUGUUGAUGAGAUCAAUAGAAAGAAGCUGAAAAGGUUGGAGAGACAGCUCAAAAGAGAAAGAAAACAUGGACAAGCACUUCAAGCCCUGAGGACAGAACCUUCAAAUAAAAAACUUAGCUUUUUUUACCUUAAAAUCUUGUGCGAGGCUUUGGAAGAUGUGGAUAAAGAAGUUGAAAGGGUAGCGAGCCAACUUAUGGUGUGUGGUAUUGAAUUUCCAUAUCAAACUAUUGGAAGUGUGCUCGCACCUUUAAGAGUUAGGGAAAGCAUUUCGUCCGAUUCCGGAGAAGGGUCAUCUGGAUUCGGUGAAUAA
Molecule: messenger RNA, 471 nt
Organism: Solanum stenotomum
Lineage: Eukaryota; Viridiplantae; Streptophyta; Magnoliopsida; Solanales; Solanaceae
Exons: 1
Coding region: 1-471 (156 amino acids)
Source: RefSeq, a predicted model, not a curated record